This is a messenger RNA of Funneliformis caledonium, 538 nucleotides long. Lineage: Eukaryota; Fungi; Glomeromycota; Glomeromycetes; Glomerales; Glomeraceae. The record is from the annotation of a GenBank genome assembly.
AUGACUCAUAUCUCCCAAAUGUAUCCUAACGUUGAAAUCACUUAUAGACCCGCAAGCGCUGUCAAAAACAAAUUGCCUUUUAUUGGAGGCAAUAUUCGAUCUUCACCAUUUUCACAAACUUUCACAUCAUUUGAAGGCGAAGAUCGUUCUAAUUGGCCAGCAGAAAACGAAGAAGAGGAAAUAUUGAUAUUCAAACAAAGAACGAUCGAAAGUUCGUUGUUUGUGAUAAAUUGUAGUUUUCCACUUACACGUGUUCGAGUUACAAAAUCUUCUUUUGAUAUUCUUCAAAUUUUGUUGAAUGAUUUGGUAUUAUGGCAACCUAAAAAUAAUAGUGCUGCUAAUGAACAAGUUAAUCACGUCAAUUUAGCUGAAAGUUACGAUUAUAGAUCAUAUCAGCCAGUUUAUGGAAUGGAUUCUUAUGAUUCUGAAAAUCAUGAAAUGAGAAUGAGACCUGAGGGAAGUUUCAUGGGAUCUCGAAUGGACAUUUCAAUACCGUCGAGGCCUAGUCUUGCGUCAAUUGUUGUAUUUAUGACGAAAA